Molecule: messenger RNA, 2618 nt
Organism: Anolis sagrei ordinatus
Lineage: Eukaryota; Metazoa; Chordata; Lepidosauria; Squamata; Anolidae
Gene: PPP1R3E
Product: protein phosphatase 1 regulatory subunit 3E
Biological process (GO): regulation of glycogen biosynthetic process
Cellular component (GO): protein phosphatase type 1 complex
Molecular function (GO): protein phosphatase 1 binding; glycogen binding
Source: RefSeq, a predicted model, not a curated record
CUUGGAGCACCAAUCCUUCAGCAUCUGGAAGGGCCAGGAGAUUUGAAGGAGCAGCUGCUCUAAUAAUUAUGGUAAUACCUGAGUCACCUUGGCCUGGACCACAUUGAAGAGGAAGCUAGCAAGCCAGUGAGCUGGGGAGCUAUCCAAAAAGGAGCGCAAGGGGUAAACAGACAGAGAGGAAAUUUCUGCGAGGCAUUGACGUGGAAGUAUUGCAAUCGCCAAUUGAGGAGAGGAGGAAGGCUCCAUGGAGAUAUCCAUCCUGUAUAGAGAAUGUCUGCAUUUCGUUUAUUAUAAGAGGGUGACAGCGGUCGGUCGAGUAGAGUGAAAGGAAAUGAGACAAGCGGAUAGGUAACCUCACUGACCAACUACUCCUAAAGGAAGGAGAGAGGAAAAGAGAAACGAGGCCACCCGGUUGGAUCAAUACAGCCAGACAGCAGCACGGAUGGAAUAGUAAUAAAAGACAACGUGUUUCCAGAAGGCACAGCGACAGAAUGAAAAAAUACGACAGAAGGGAGGGGAAUCGCCAAAAGGAAUAAAAGGCAACGGAGACGUGGAGCAAAACCUCAGCUUGGAUGGAUCGGCUGAUGGAAACCCGCAUGUCCACUAAGCUGGCGGAGAGACAUCAAGAACAGAAGUGACCCAAAUACCAACUCAAAUCCUGCAGACCAUUUGAAGGCUGGUCCAGCCAGAGCCAUCAGCAGCAAUGGUGUGAUGAGAGAGACUACCAGACAUCCAAAGACUGAGAAGCAGAAGAGGAUUAGCAAGGUCGAGCAUCCUUUUCCUCCCCAAAUGGAAACAUAGGACACUUCAUCCCAGGCAGAAGGAGCAGCUCUGACCGAGAGAGAGGAGAACAACUCUUCGGUCGAUUCUUUUGGCUGCAGGGUCAGAAGGUGAAUCUUGCCCUACUUGGACUGUGUUGAAAUAGCCAGGGGCUACGAAGGAAGGACACCAGCUUCUCCUCCAUGGCCUGUGCCCCACCGUCACCUCUGACCCCUGGCAAUAUCCCUCGCAACCUCAGCUACAUUGCAGGCCUCUAUGAGCGAGCCUACUACCGCACCGCCCGCCCAAGCCUGGCUGAGGACUCGGGCACCGAAGGCUCCGAAUCGGAGUCGGAGGGCAGGCCCCGGGGCCGACCCCGCAGGCGCCGGCACCUUUUUGGGGGCCACAAGAGGAAGGGAAGGCGCCGGACCCGCUCGGCCCCAGCCCGGGGAAGGAGCAGGGGGCCCUCGCGGAGCCGCAGCCCAGGGACACGCAAGAGGGUCCGCUUUGCCGACUCUCUGGGCCUCGAGUUGACCAGCGUCCGGCAGUUCUGGCCCAAUGACCUCCCACAAGUGCCAGAGCGUGUCCACACCCAGCUAAGGCGGGAUUCACUCAGCCAUUUUGCCCCUUGCCUGCCUUUUUCCCCGCCAGUAAAGGAUCCUUUGAGCCUUCAGUGCCUGCUGGAACCCACCUUCCUGGAUCCCCUAAGCAUGCCGGAUUUCUCCCAACGCCUCCUGGCGCAAUGUGUGCUGCUGGAAGGAGCCCGGGCGGAGGGAUCCUGUGUCUCCGGCACCAUCCGGGUGCUCAACUUGGCCUAUGAGAAACGGGUCUCCGUCCGUUACACCUGGGACUACUGGGCCACCAGGCAUGAUGCCCGGGCCUCCUAUGCCGCCCCUGCAGGCCGGGGCCGAGACCAUGCCGACCGUUUUGCCUUCCGCUUGCUGCUGCCCGUCCCACUCCCUCCGGGAGUCUUUCUGGAGUUUGCCCUGUGCUACGUGGUGGGUGGGAAGGAGUUCUGGGACAACAACGAAGGUCGAAACUAUUCCUUCCGACCCCCGCCUUGCGUGGACGAGGAAGAGGAGCCCCCCAGUCCCACUCAGGAUUGCUGUGAGACCGGGUGGAUACACUUCCUAUAAGGAGGAAGGAGUGAUGUCCAUCCACAGAAAUACUAAGAUGAAGGAGGAGGCCAAGGAGAGGACAAGGGAAGGGGAAAGUUUACUAAAACUCUCCCUUAACAUGACUUGUCUUGAACCCAAGAAUUGAGAUGGUGUGAUAGCUCUCCUGUCCACAGCUUGAAACCUUGGCUUCUAUUGUUAGGCAGAUCUACACUGCAGAAUUAAUGUGACGUGACCGCUUUCAAUUGCCAUAGCUCCAUACUAUCAAAUCAUGGGAGCUGUCAUUUUACAAGAUCCUUAACCUUCUCUGCCAACUGAUGUGGGCACCUCACUAAGCUACAACUUCUGUACUUCCAUACCAUUGAAGUGGUGUCAAACUGCAUUAUUUCUACAGUGUAGAAUUAUAGAAUCCUAGAGUUGGAAGAGACCUCAUGGGCCAUCCAGAGAAACCACUUAAAUCCACAAGCAUGUGGACAAUCAUAGAAUCAAAGAGUUGGAAGAGACCUCAUGGGCCAUCCAGUCCAACCCCUUGCCAAGAAGCAGGAAUAUUGUAUUCAAAUCACCCCUGACAGAUGGCCAUCCAGCCUCUGUUUAAAAGCUUCCAAAGAAGGAGCCUCUACCACACUCCAGGGCAGAGAGUUCCUCUGCUGAACAGCUCUCACAGUCAGGAAGUUCUUCCUAAUGUUCAGGUGGAAUCUCCUUUCUUGUAGUUUGAAGCCAUUGCUCCGCAUCCUAGUCUCCAGG